CGUCUAUCCGGCUAUAUAACAAAGUGUGUGUACCGAAAGGGCAUCUGGUGGAGGGAACGACUUCGGUGAAUGGAUAGGAAAAGAUUCUUCACCUUUUGUUUGCAAGCAAGUAUUGUUCUUCCUUUCCUACCAUCUCUUAAUUCAAACAAGAAAUAUGUCUAAACUAUUACAAGGAAACUUUUCUCACGUCAUCAAUGGCAAAUCUUAUGAUGCCAAAGGUGCAAAAACAUUGGACGUAAUCGAUCCCGCAACCGAAAAGCCAAUCGCUCAAGUUCCAAUCGCAACACGUCAAGUAUUGGACGAAGCAGUUGAUCAUGCACAAAAAGCAUUUAACACAUGGUCAAGAACAUCAUGGGCAGAACGUGCAAAGCUUGUUAAAGCAGUAGGGAAGGAAUACAAAGACCUCAGUGAUGAUAUCGCUCAUCUUUUGGUAAAAGAACAAGGUAAAUCUAUGCCUUUUGCACAAGGUGAAGUUAAUCUCGUUCAUGAAUGGUUCGAUCGUAUGCCUGAUAUGGAAAUCAAAGAACAAGUUGUUUAUGAAACUGAUAAAGCAAGAGCUAUUGAACAAUACGUUCCUCUUGGUGUUUCUGCCGGAAUUGUUCCAUGGAAUUUCCCAGUCUUGUUGAUGUGUUGGAAAAUCAUCCCUGCCAUCUUGACAGGUAACACAAUCAUCAUCAAGCCAUCUCCAUUCACACCUUUGUGCGAUGUGAGAAUCGUUGAGUUGUUCAACAAACAUUUGCCUCCAGGUGUUGUGCAAAUUGUUUUGGGUGAUGAUAGCUUGGGUCCAUGGAUUACUGAACAUCCAAAGAUCCGUAAGAUUUCAUUCACCGGUUCAACAGCAACUGGAAAACUCGUUGCAAAGAGUUGCUCUGCCACUUUGAAAAGAUUCACUUUGGAAUUGGGUGGAAAUGAUGCUUGCGUCGUUUUACCCGAUGUGAAUAUCGAAAAAGCAGCUCCAAACGUACUUUUGAGCGCUAUGUUCAAUACCGGUCAAGUUUGCCAUGCUGCCAAACGUAUCUUUAUUCAUGAAGAUAUUUAUGAUAAAUUUUCAAAAGCAUUGGCAGAUGUUGCCAAACAAUCUGGCGUUGGACCAGGUGACAAAGAAGGCGUCAUGUAUGGACCGUUGAACAACAAGAUGCAAUUCGAAAAAGUAAGCGAAUUCUUCGCACAAUCUCAAUCUGAAGGUCAUAACUUCCUUACAGGUGGUCAAAUCACAAAAGGAACAGGUUAUUUCGCACCCUUAACUUUGGUAGAUCAACCACCAGAAAAUAGUAGAUUGGUACAAGAAGAACCUUUUGGACCAAUCGUACCACUUUUGAAAUGGAAAGAUGAUGAAGAUGUUUUGAAACGUGUAAAUGAUUCUUCUUGGGGAUUAGGUGCAACGAUUUGGGGAUCCGAUUUGGAACGUGUUGAGAAAUUGGCCCGUGGUGUCGAAGCAGGUGUUGUAUGGACAAACCAAGCAAUGGAACAACAUCCUGAAGUACCUUUUGGCGGCUUCAAGUCAAGCGGUAUUGGUGCCGAAAAUGGUGUUGCAGGUAUGAAGGGAUGGUGCCAAGUUCGCAGUAUCUAUCUUCAAAAGUCAAAGGUUUAAUUGUGUUGGAUGAUAUCUCUAUAUGCUAAUGAUAUGCUCUAUGAUCCUGAGAACUGU
Molecule: messenger RNA, 1648 nt
Organism: Meira miltonrushii
Lineage: Eukaryota; Fungi; Basidiomycota; Exobasidiomycetes; Exobasidiales; Brachybasidiaceae
Product: aldehyde dehydrogenase
Exons: 1
Coding region: 155-1591 (478 amino acids)
Molecular function (GO): aldehyde dehydrogenase (NAD+) activity
Source: RefSeq, a predicted model, not a curated record